Ciona intestinalis (vase tunicate) is the source of this 2456-nucleotide messenger RNA. The record is from RefSeq and is a predicted model, not a curated record. NCBI's taxonomy places the organism in Eukaryota, Metazoa, Chordata, Ascidiacea, Phlebobranchia, Cionidae.
AGAUACAAAGACACAGGUUUUAUAGUUAUUGUUUUUCAUUGAUUUCUGAUUGAAAUGGCUGAGUCUGCCGACUCUGGUGAGGAUAUAAAGAAAAAGAAGAGAGAACGAAAAUAUCAUCAUUUUAUGCCGGAAAACGACAGUGGAGAGGAAGACUCAGAAAAAUCGGAUUUUUUACCCAACAGUAACACACCCAAGCAGUCACAGCAUGGCAAGAAGUCAAAACCAAAGCUUUUUAAAAAACCUUCAUUCUCAAAAGGCAAGCAUGGAAAGCGUGGAAAGAUGACUGACAUUAUGACUUCACCUUCUGAAGAACCAUCACCAAUGCAAAACAGAGACAGAGCGCGAGAAAAGGAAAUGAGAGAGAAUAAGAAGAAGGCAGCAAGUCUGCCGAGAGACCUGAAAGUUUCUUUCAGGGAUAAAAAAGAGAAGACCAAAACAAAGAAGAGGAUUACCUCAUUCCCCGCUCCAACAGAAGAAACAUUGGAUGAGAAAGAAGAAGUUGAAGUUUUGAACCCGAUAUUUGGUAAAAGCUUGGAAGAAGCAGUGACAAGGACAGGCUACCAUGAUGGUGUUCCCCUGCCAGCAGUGGUGCGCGAAUGCAUGGAUUUUGUGGAAGAGCGUGGCAUCACUGCUGAGGGAAUUUACAGAAUCUCUGGGAUCAAAACGAAAAUUGACGAACUUACUAAAAUCUACAAUAGGGAAGAAACACCUGAUUUGAGCAAGUAUGAACCUCAUACCGUGGCUGGUGUUCUUAAAUCUUACCUUCGUGAGUUGCCUGACCACAUAUUAACCCAACAGUGUAGUGUCAAGUUUGAAGAAGCUGCAACUAAGCAUUCUAAGCAGGAGAAAAUACAAGGCUUCCGAGAUCUCCUCUCUAAACUCCCGGACUGCAAUCGAAUCCUUGUAUCAUGGCUGAUCCUCCACUUUGAUCAGAUCAUUAGACACGAACAACAGAGCAAGAUGACCAUACAAAACAUCUCCAUUGUCCUCAGUCCUACUCUACACAUCAGUCAUCGUGUUCUUAAUGUUUUCUUUUCAUAUUGCAAGGACAUAUUCAGUGGAGUAGAACGAAAGAAAUUGAUAAAACCGAUGAGAUGGCCCGACUGGGACACCACACCAAAUUUCCCCAGUGAACCAUCAGAAGUUGAAGCUGAAAUAAGAAGACAGGAGUUUCUUCUUAAUCGCCUGCAUUCCUUACUUCAGGCAGGUUGCAAAGAUAGAAGGAAAGAUGAAAGACUGUGGGAAGUCCAAAGGAUUCUUACACAAUUGAAACGAUUGCAUAAGAAUUUCCAACAUCAACAAUCUCAAACUAAACUUAACAACUUAACUCUCGAAAGAAGAAAGCAACAAGGUUCAAGUCCUGGCAACAGAAGUCAAAAGUCCGAAACAGCAGUUGCGUCUGAAGUUUUUCCUGAUGCAGAGAAUGCAUCAGAUGAUCCCGAGAUUCAUGUGGAUGAGGAAGUUGAUGAUGAAUAUGAUCCUGAUGUCAUACAACUUCUCCUCGAGCAAGAGCGUGAGGCACUAGUGGAGCAGGAAGAACUGUUGGUGAUGCAACAAGAGUUAACAGCUCGAAUACAAUCAGAACAGGAAGAAGUUAACAGACUCAAAGGCAUCUUGGCUGACUUUGAAAAUCAAAAUCAGCAUCUUGAAUCAACAUCAAUUGCAACAGAAUCCUCAGAUGAUAUUUUAAGCGUGGAGUUACACGAGGAAACUGCAGAUGUCACUAAUGAAGGCCUUGAAGAACGGAGCAGUUCGGAAGAUUCAGAUGAUGAAGCUGAGCUUGAGGAGCUAUGUAGGAUCCGGGAUGAACUCCUCAGAGCAAACCGUGAUGUUGAGAGGAAGAAUGAUGCUCUGAACCUCUCCAUCCAUGAUGAGCGUGAGGCAGUGGUUGAAGCUCGUGUCCGUUUACGCUGCAUGAUGUAUAAACAUCAGCAAGCUAUUCUAGAAGAUUCCGCAACAAUUACUGUGACGUGAUCUGUAAACUUCUUAAAAAGCUUUUGCUUUCCAACCCUUUGGUAACCAUUUGGAUUUACCUGCUAGUGCAAAUUGGUGCAUCUACUAUACAUAUCCUUCAAAUAUAUUGGUUCUUAGUGCUAUUGGUUGCCAGGAUUUAGUGCGUUUAUGCAAACGUGUGGGCGAAGAUUAAGUGGAGAUCAAAACCAUGGUUCUUUGGUUAAAAUAUUUAAUGUAUUUGUUACGAAAUUUUGUUCAUUGUGCAAUUGGUUAUAUUUUAGUCUCGAUUAAGACAGUAUGUCAUAUAUACACAUAACAUUAAAAUGUUUCAUGCGUUGUGUAACAUUAAUGGGCUUUAAUCGUUCAAUGGCUUGGCUUUUGUUAAAUUUGCAAUAUUAAGUCUGUUGUGUUUGUAGCUUUUUUAGUAUUAAAUGUAUGUGUUUCUAAUCACUAUAUUGUUUUGGAAAUAAGUACAUGAAAAAAAUACAACGACAGUAAAUGUA